Centropristis striata (black sea bass) is the source of this 6227-nucleotide messenger RNA. It is a transcript of the gene pogzb, whose product is annotated as pogo transposable element derived with ZNF domain b. NCBI's taxonomy places the organism in Eukaryota, Metazoa, Chordata, Actinopteri, Perciformes, Serranidae. The coding region runs from base 123 to 5792 and encodes 1889 amino acids. The transcript has 19 exons. The record is from RefSeq and is a predicted model, not a curated record.
UGGGCGGGAAGUGACGUAGGGCCAAUCCGCAGCCGCGGCAGGCGGAAGACCCGCCCCCCACGGUGCUGAACCGGAGCGCGCCUGAAGAACCGGGAGAACCGGAGCGCGCCUGCAGCAGCAACAUGGAAACAGAGCUGUUUAUGGAGUGUGAGGAGGAGGAGCUGGAGCCAUGGCAACAGGUGGACGACAGCGUGGAGGAAGACGAGCUGGAGGACUACUGUCAGCCAGUGGAGGAUUCUCUGUCUCCUCUUCCCGCCACUGAGACUCCGCCCCCCGCCACACCUCCGACAGUGUCUCCUCUGGUGCAGCUCGUCUCCUCACUGGGACCUCCUGCUCCUCCUCCUCCUCCUCCUGCUGCUGCUCCUGCUCCUCUCUCCGCCUCCUCGCCGGUUGUAGCUCCGCCCCUGAUGGCGCAGGCCUCGCAGCUUUUCCUGACGCAGACGGCAGGCGGAACCUUCCUGCUGCCGGCGGCACCGGGAACCCGCCACGGCUCGCCCAUCCUCCUCACCACACAGGGUUUCCGUGGUGGUCCUCUGCUGCUGAACCUUCAGCCGGGUCAGACGGUGCAGCCGCUGACGUUGAUCCAGUCGCCAUCGUUGGGUCAGCUGGUGCGUCCCAGCGUGGGCGUGUCCCCGGUGCUCCCUCAGACCGGACCAGGCCCCGCCUCCUCCAGAGGCUCCACCUUCACCGCCAUGCAGCUGCCCGCCGGGCUGACCAUCCGCAGCAGCACGCCGGGACCCGUGAACCUCCAGAUGACCCAGGUGGGCGGAGUCAGCUCCCUGAAGCUGGCGGGUUCCCCUGCCCUGCCCUCGGGCUCGGCCAAUGGCGUGGCCAGGAUCACGACAUUCAACAGCGCAGGCCACGCCCCCUCUGUGGUCACCACCUGCAGCGUGACCUCGGCCCCGCCCCCCGACCCCACCAGGGUGGUGAUGAGCGUGGAGGAGUUCUACUACGGGACGUUCGAGGGCGACCUGAGUCUGAGGAAACCUCAACCGCUCGGCAUCAAAACCACCAGCUUCACCUGCCAGAUCUGCACACGGCCCGCAGACAACAACCUGAGGUUUAUGCAGCACAUGCUCCAGCACUCAGAGCUGAUUGGACGAGGAGGGCCUGGUGACUGCUGCAAGUACUGUUACCGUCAGUUCUCGUCUCCGGCUCAACUACAGAGCCACCACCACCAGGUCCACGGCCCCGCCCCCUGCUCCAGUAUGUGUCGUAUCUGUGAGUGGGCAUUUGAGAACGAGCCGGCCUUCCUGAACCACAUGAAGUCAAACCACAAACCAGGAGAGAUGCCGUACGUCUGCCAGGUGUGUUCGUACCGCUCGUCCUUCUACUCAGACGUCCUGCAGCACUUCUCCAGCUUCCACAGAGACUCGCGCUUCCUCAUGUGUGUGUUCUGCCUGAAGGUGACCAGGAACCCUGUUAGCUACCAGCAGCACCUGCUGAAACACCAGGUGAACCAGGCGUUCCACUGUAACAGGUGUCGUCUCCAGUUCGUCUUCCUGAAGGACAAGAUGCAGCACAAGCUGGAGAACCACCGCAGCUUCCGGCGGCCCGCCCAGCUGGAGGGCCUGCCGCCGGGGUCAAAGGUCACCAUCAGGACCUACGGCAAGAUCAGGCCUCUGACAUCAUCACGGCAGAGCCCCGCCCCCCUCAUCCAGCCAAUCAACAUCAAGAUGGAAAGGAGCCCCCCCCACUCCAAGUCCCCCCGCUCCCCCAACAAGAAACCAGCCGGACGCAGAGUCCACAGGGCGUCCUGUGGGGACGGGGAGCGGUUGGUGUGUCUUGAAUGUGGGACGGACGCGUCGGACUUCUCGGCUCAUUAUCCGACUCACGUCCGCUGCCUGCUGUGUUCCUACAGCAGCUGCUGCUCCAGAGCCUACGCUGCCCACAUGAUACAUCACCACGUGCCGCGCUCCAAAGACAAACAUGUUCCUCUGCACAGGAGGCCUCCUCCAUGUGUGUUCCAGCUGCUCUGUUCUCAUUGUGACUUCAGACCUCAGACUGCUGACCUGAUGGCUACACACCUGCUGACACACACACACCACAGAGCCACCUGCAGACCCCGCACCUACGUUGAACCUGACAUCCGGUUCUGUGGCUCAGAUCAGAGCUCUUCUCCAGAGGACCAGGACUCGUGUGAUCCCUCCUGGAGGUCUGCAGCUCAGUGGAAACCUCCGUCAGAGAGCGAGGAGUCGUCCUCCAUCGUGGCGUUUACGCAGAGCAGCGGGCCUCGCCACUUCCUGUCCAAGAACAGCGACGCCAUCGACUUCUUCAACCUGCUGUUCCCCGCAGCGCUCAUUGACCUGAUCACCACCGAGACCAACGCCCACGCCAAGACCUGCCAGUUCCUGGGCUCCUUCAACCCGGAGUGGGUCCCCGUCUCCGUGCACGAGGUCAAAGGCUUCAUCGGCCUGGUGAUCCUGAUGGGGAUCCAGAGUCUCCCCGACCCGUCCCACUACUGGUCCUGGAGCCACUACGACAACAGCUACACCUUCUGCCGUGCCAUGACCUUCAAACGAUUCAAGCAGAUCGCCGCUAACCUCCGCAUGGGCAGCUUCGCCACGGACGAGUACCGCGGCACGAGCAACCCCGGCGACUCGCUGCACAUCUUCAGGCCGAUGCUGAGCCUUCUGGGCGGAGCCAUGUGGGACGCCUACCAGCCCAACUGCUGCCUGGCGGUGGACCGGGCGCUGCUGCCCGGCCUGGACGUGGACAGCUGCCAGGCCAAAGGGAGUCCCAGGACCCAGCCUCAGGUGUGGCUGCUCUGUGACUCCAAGUCCGGCUACUGCCACCGAUUCUUCAUCCAGGUGGGGGAGGAGGCGGGCCGGGACCCGGGCUUCACUGUGGUGCCGGACCUGGUGAAGGGUCUGGAGGACAAACACCACCAGCUGUUCUUGGCGAGUUCGCUGACAUCCGUCCCACUCAUGCAGAAGCUGUUGGACCAGGGCAUCUACGCCUCCAGCUCCUUCCCUCCACCCAGCCCCAUCCUGCCCAGGGAGCUGUGGGAGGAGGGCCAGCUGGAGAAACCCGGAGACUACCUGCAGAAACAGUUCGGCCCCCUGCUGGCAACCCGCUGGAGGGACACCAAGGAGAUGGGCUGCCUGUCCACGAAUGCGGCUCCGGGUGAACAGGACAUUGUGUGGAGGAGGUCUCAAACCAAAGUGGGUGAGCUGGACCCCAUCGACCGGCCCAUGACUUUCUGCCUCCUGCAAGAGAACAUGCGGGGCGUCGACAUCUGCAAGCAGCUGCUGGCCUGCAACCCGCUGGGAGGAAUCCCCCUCGACCGCCACUGGCGCGGCGUCUUCUGGUUCCUGGUGAACCUGAGCGUGGUCAACGCCUUCAUCGUGCUGCGGGAGAGCCGCAGGGAGAACCCUCCGGCCUGGGUGCAGGACGGCCUCUUUACUCAAGUCAACUUCCGCAAACGUUUGGGGAAUCAGCUCGCCAAAUGCGCCCAGAAAUACUUUGAGACGUUGGAGAUCGCCUCCACCCGCACCACCAGGGUGGAGGCGGCGGAUGCUCCGGUCAAACAGAGACACAGGAUGGUGAAGAUCAGCAGCAUCUCCAAAAGGUGCAAGAACUGCAACCUGAAGAACAUCCGGCACGAGAGCGUCUACGGCUGCGGCGUCUGCAAAGCAAACCUGUGCAAACAGCUGAACUGCUUCUGGGAAUACCACGGCAUGUCGCCUCUCAACAAAGGAUCAACAAAGAUUGGAUUCAUCAAGGACAGAAUCAGCGGAGCGGUGGAGGUGAAGGAGGUGCGGCCCGGUCUGGACGAGUCCAUGGCUCCGCUGGAGGAUCUGGACUUCUCUGACAGCGACAGACUGGAUGAACUGGACGACCUGGAAGAAGAACCUGAAGAUUUCAAAGAAGAAUUCGUCAAAGAAGUAAAACGGCCGACGUCUCACCUGCAGCAGGCGCCAGACGUCCAGCCGGCGAGCGGCUCCAGAGAGCGGGAGGACUUCCUGACCGCCCGCCAGCUGAGGAUCGCCCUGUUCGCUCUGUGCGACGGACUCCGCCAGGCCUCCAGGGUCUUUUCAACCGAGACUCAGCUGAUCCGGUCCUGGCUGAAGGACGCCAGGAAGCGCCUGAGGCAGAGCGAACAGGAGCCGAGGUCUGCGGCGGACAGCGGGGAGUGCAUGGUGGCCUGGGUGCUGUCCAUGCGGGAGCAGCAGCUCCCCAUCACCGAGAGCAACCUGUUCCACAAAGCCUCCACGCUGAAGAAGAAAGGAGGCUUCACUGACUCCUUCCGCAUCUCGUACGACUGGGCGGUGAGCUUCAUGCUGCGGCACCGGCUCGGCGUGCGGAGCGCCGGCAGGGCGGCCACGCUGGCCCGCGCUCUGCCGCUCUCCCUGGAGGCAAAGAUCCAGUCGUUCAGGAACUUCACGCAGGAGGUGGUGAAGGUCAACCAGCUGCCAGAGAGCACGGUGGCCGCCAUGGACGAGCUGUGUCUCUUUGUGGAUCUGAGGUUAGUUCAGGACAAAUCUCGGCGCUCGGAAGCCCUGGAGCUCACCGGGUCCCUCCCUCUGGUCAGCGUGUACCUGACGGUGCUGGCCGACGGCACCAUGCUGCCGUCCCUGCUGCUGGCCAACAGGCAGCUGCCGGAGAAACCGCUGCCGGAGUUCGUCCUGCUGGAGGCCGGCCAUGAGACUCUGCUGGUAGAAGAAGCUCUGGAUCUCUGGACCGCCAAGAUUUGGCUGCCGCACGUGUCCAGUGCAACCCACCCGAACAAAUCCAUGCUGGUCCUGGACCGGCACCGGGAGCACAUGGCAGACUCCUUCCUGACCUCCAUCAGCGGGUCGGGGACGCUGCCGGCGGUGAUUCCCGCCGGCUGCUCCUUCUGUCUCCAGCCUGUGGACAUUUGCGUGAAGCUGGUCCUGCAGCUCUUCCUGCUGUCUCGCUGGACAAAGUUCACCGCCGGGAACCCCAAGGAGCUGGAGGAGCCGUCCCCCCAGCAGCUGCAGGCGAACGUGGCCCAGCUGCUGGUGGACUGGACGGUCGAAGCCCUGAAGCAGCUCAACAAACUCCCACAGCUCUGGAAGAAGUCCUUCCACCUGACGGGCGUCCUGCCGGAGCAGAUGGACGAGAAGAUGGCGAGUCAGAAACCAGAGGACAUUCAGUCCGACCUCCUCAGGACCCUCAUAGAGACCCUGCUGGGGACGGACGCUUUGGAGGCCGAUCCUUCUGAGCUGCUGGAGCUGGAAGACCAAGAGGACACUGAGGAGGAAGAAGGAGGACAGGAGACAUCUGAGGAGACACGGGAGGACAAAGAAGGAGAAGGGACAGAACAAAAAGAGGACAGGGAGGAGAAAGAAGGAGAAGGGACGGAACAAAAAGAGGACAGGGAGGAGCAACAGGAGGACAAAGAAGGAGAAGGGACAGAACAAAAAGAGGACAGGGAGGAGCAACAGGAGGAGAAAGAAGGAGAAGGGACGGAACAAAAAGAGGACAGGGAGGAGAAGGAGGAGGAAACAAUGGAAACAAAGGAGGAGGGGCAGCCGGAGGAGACGGAGACGGAAGGAAAGGACACGAUCAAAGAUGUGGAAGACAAGAACGAGACAGAGGAGGACAGGGACGAUGAAGACCAGAAGCUGGAGGAGGACAGUGAGGAGGACGGAAAGGACAGAGGGGAGGACAGCAAGGAGGCGAGCAAGGAGAGACGAGAGACCAGGAUCGUGAUCGGAGAGGAGGUCGGAGACGAGUGGAAGAUCACCGUGAAGAGCCGGACCGAAGGAGUGGACGCUGACGGACAGGAGGACAGGAGGGACGAGGACAAGAUGGACGAAAGCUGAACAUAAGACGGAGACCUGGACGGGACGAGUCGAAGACUUCCACCUGGAUCCUGUCUCACCUUUUCUGUGGUCCGUCCCAGAGCCCGGGACUGUUGGACCCCUGAUGGACGGACCGGACUUCUUUACUUUGGUUGUUUUUUCUGUCUCACCACGUCUCGCUCAGAGAGAAGACUCUUAGAAAACACUAAGACACUUCCUGUUCUCUUCAGGCCUCUGAGUUCUCUGAGCGAGUCUCUGCAGGAUCCUUCUAGUCUCAGUCUGAACCUUCAGGACUCUGAGUGGACGGACAACGUCCAUCACCGAGACACAGACCGGAGGAAACAGGCUCCAUGUGCUGGGGAGUUCUGCCUCAAUAUGACGGUUACAGACCGGUCCAGGUGGUCCGGUCCAGGUCAUCCAGGUGGUCCGGUCCAGGUGGUCCAGGUGGUCCGGUCC